CUUCAACCUCAGACUUGAAGUUUCCAGCCAUGUUGUCGUCUGCUCCCAGUCGAUUGGUUGUGAUUGCCCUUUCUCAGGGUGCUGCUCAAGUGCUGUUGAUUUUCCGAUAAGAACACUAGUCCUGAUCUUUACAAACCUCCUUGGCCGCAUUCGUUGUUGCUGUGUAAAAGUAGGCGCAACGUGAGCCUUCUCGGGUCGGGUAAUCCAGCAUCAUGUUGCGCUGACUUGGGGAACAUCAAACUCGAUGGUCAGGUACCAGGUGGCCCAUCCCGUAAUGUCGCAUAACCAGGCUGUCCAGAAGUAGGAAGCGAUCAUGAAACCAAACAGAAGGGACCUGUGAGGGGGCAAGAAGGAAGAGGCAACCACAGAGAUCAGCCACGGCCUGGCGGGGACUGUGCACAGCUUUCUUGGCGUGGAGGUGGCUGGAGCGCAAGUAGGAUGGUGGGUCCAUCAACAACGACAUCACAUCACAACGUCUUCAAUGCCCGUCCCAAAUCGACAGUCAGACCAAGUUUGAGCCGCCAUUCCGACCACCGCCGCAACCCUCGCAGAGGUUGCAGACACCUCGAGAUGGUGCUCCUGACAUGUUUCUUGGAGACUCUUUGUCUUUUUAACCCCUCCUGACUGACCAGCAUGGUUGGUUCAACGGUCAACCUUGCGAGUGUCUGCCCAGUGCUAGCAAACAGCCAGGCACACAUACUCCAGCUUCUCUGAGCGACACACAACCCAGCCCGACCCAACGCUUCUCUGCAGACUCGACCUGUAGGACACCGCGGGAGAUUUCAUGCCGUGGUGUCUCUGGAAUGUCUUGAGCAGUCCCUGCUGUUCUCUCGCCAGUCCAGCACAGGCAGACAGGCUUCCCCUUUUCCCCUCCCAAGAGGUAGAUGCCCGGAACUUGCCGUUCAAUGAUCGGUCAGCUGCCGGACAGCUGGCAGCUGGUGGUAGUCACUGGAACAAACUUUGCACAAAGAGCUGGUGUGCACAAAACAGAAGGCUGGAGGGGCGGGUCAGGUGCACAAGGCUCGCUUAUUACCUUAAGUACCUUGGUAGCUGUAGUUUGCGGGAGCUUCUGCUGAACACUGCCAGCUACAGCACCUGGGGUAGCAAACAAACCAGCAACACAUCAGAAGCAUCAUCAGCGACGGCCGGGGGAGCUUUUGAUUUUUCGACUCGUCAACAACACCCGUCGCGAGAAAAACACCCGACAACAAAUCCAUCCACCAACUCCACGAUCUUGUUGUUCCCAUUCCUGUCCUGUUCUUCGAUUACACAGCUCCCAUCAAUCAAAGCGCUACCGCCUAUUUUUUUGCCCACCCAUCUGCACCGCACACCACACACCCCGCGCCUCGCAGCACAUCACAACACUUCAUCAUCACCAUGGCUGGCGGAAAAGGAAAGUCCUCGGGCGGCAAGAGCUCUGGUGGCAAGACAUCCGGUAUUGAGGGUUCCAAGAAGCAGCAGAGCCAUUCUCAACGCGCCGGUCUGCAGUUUCCCUGCGGCCGUGUGAAGCGCUUCUUGAAGCAAAACACCCAAAAUAAGAUGCGCGUCGGCGCCAAGGCUGCUGUCUACGUUACUGCCGUACUGGAAUACUUGACUGCCGAAGUUCUCGAGCUUGCUGGAAACGCUGCCAAGGAUCUCAAGGUCAAGCGUAUCACUCCCCGCCAUCUCCAGCUCGCGAUCCGUGGUGACGAAGAGCUCGAUACCCUGAUUCGUGCCACCAUCGCCUUCGGUGGUGUUCUCCCACACAUCAACCGCGCCCUUCUGCUCAAGGUGGAGCAGAAGAAGAAGGCCAAGGCCGCCGAGGCAUAAAAACAAGUCCCUCUCGGACCCGGCAAAUUUUCUUUUGGGCACUCUAUUUGCAAAACAAGUGCAACAUACGUUUAACUGAUGAACCGGCCGUUGUAGCAGCACGUGCGAUGAUAGGGUGGUGUCAAUUUUGAGGGAUGCGGGUUUAAUUUGUUUGCUGCACCGGGAUACUGAUAUCUGGUGGAUUUUUAUUUUCCUUUAAUGUCGGAAGCCUGCGGACACUAGCGACCGAGGUAGAGGGCUGGCUGCCAGCAGACUGUGCAAUACAGGCAGGUCUCCCAGUGGUCUUUCCACGACACACAAGCCAACCUCGUUUGUCAUCAUUAUCUGGGAACAGUGAUGAGCCCUGACCCAUGACAGGACGGGUGGGAAGGGAGAGGGAAAUGCCAGUGGGAAACGGUGCUGAUCCUUUGGUCCUGCAUACACACAUGCGCGCGCGCGCUUGGGCAACACCUCGAUAUGCUACAACAAUACAGAGCAGGAUAAUGGUGAGGAGAGGUUAUCUUAGGUAGCGAAGCCAGGACCCUGGGGUCCACGUGGUGCCAGAUGGAUGCUUUUACUACGCCCCUGUCAGUAUUUCAUUUGUCACUGCUAUGUGAAUGUCUGUUAUUGGUCAAAAUUUCUUUGCUCAUGUGUCUUUAUGCUAGGGUUGACGACGUCUGGAGGGUAAUAUAUAGGUAAUUUGUACCAUUUAGCAUCAUGGCAUUGUACCCUGCUCCCGUUAGCCGUCUCGGCUGGUCUAGAUCGCCACUUACUUCGCCUGUCUUGAGCUGGAUGCUUUCAGAACAAUGUCAUUACCGUAUCGGUGUCUUUCUUCUCGGGCUCGGGACCCGGAUCAACAGCUUCCCACCUGUAACCAUUUUCGUUGUCUCGUCAACGUUACCCUUCCCUGUUCAUAAGCCUCAAAGAUCAUAUGCCGGCACUCGGAAGGGUAGUCGCAGUGCAAGAAGCAGUCGUGCUUCUUGUUGACGUACAGGCGUUCUUUGGCCAGGACGACCCUUUGCCUGUGACUAGAUGUCUUGAUGGGGAACCACUGUACCUUUUCCAUUUCAGCG
Podospora pseudopauciseta is the source of this 2861-nucleotide messenger RNA. RefSeq names its product histone H2A.Z (gene HTZ1). Gene Ontology annotation, biological process: heterochromatin formation. NCBI's taxonomy places the organism in Eukaryota, Fungi, Ascomycota, Sordariomycetes, Sordariales, Podosporaceae. Gene Ontology annotation, cellular component: nucleosome; chromatin. The record is from RefSeq and is a predicted model, not a curated record. Gene Ontology annotation, molecular function: protein heterodimerization activity; DNA binding; structural constituent of chromatin. Bases 1378 to 1809 code for a protein of 143 amino acids. The transcript has 4 exons.